Molecule: messenger RNA, 2535 nt
Organism: Daldinia caldariorum
Lineage: Eukaryota; Fungi; Ascomycota; Sordariomycetes; Xylariales; Hypoxylaceae
Product: autophagy-related protein 11-domain-containing protein
Exons: 3
Coding region: 219-2159 (646 amino acids)
Biological process (GO): autophagy of peroxisome; positive regulation of protein phosphorylation; autophagosome assembly
Cellular component (GO): Atg1/ULK1 kinase complex; phagophore assembly site membrane; extrinsic component of membrane
Molecular function (GO): protein kinase binding; molecular adaptor activity
Source: RefSeq, a predicted model, not a curated record
AUCAAAACGCUAAAGGCUCGCCUCGAAGAGACCGAAGAUGAGAUCGAACAUUUCGGCGAAUCCAGAGAAAAUGAGAAGAUGACGUACGAUGAAAAGCUCCGGUCUCUCACGGAAGAAGUUGAGCGUCUUACCAAAGAGAAGAGGGAUGAUGCUUUGAGGACGAAUCGCGUGAAAAGGUCAAGGAGCUAAACAAACGAGCUGACACUUUCUUCGACAGCAUGGAGACUCAUGCUCGCUCGCUUAGGGAGCUUCACGGCCAGUUAUCCCCGACGGACGAACCUCCCCAAGAUUUUGCAGAUCUUACAGACUCCGUUGCGACCAAGUCGAACGAUGUUUUGGCCAAAUUGAGGUCUCUCGAACAAGACAUAUCUCUUACGAAGGCUGACCUAGAGCGCGCCCAGGCCACUGUCAAGGAUGUAAAGUCCGAAUUACAUGAUACUAAAGAGAAGCUUUCUAAUGAAAAGAUGGGCUCGGUACACUUACGGGAGACGCUAGAUAAAGAGAAGACUAGAUCUGCUACUCUUGAGAUGGAAGCCAACGAUGCGCGAGAACAGCUUAACCAACUCCGAAUGAAAAUGACUGAGGGCGAGACAGGCUCAGAAACCUUGAGGAAGAAACUCGCGGAUGAAGAGAAGAGAGUUGCGGAGCUAACCGAACAAGUCGCAUCAAAGCAGUCCCAAUUAGGUAGCCUUGAAGAGGAAGUCCGAAUGUUCCAGGAAAAGCUACAGGCGUCAGAUGCUACAUUAGAAGCCCUUAAUAGUCGAUCUGAGGUACGCAAUGGUCGGACUAAGGACCUUACCCAGCGGCUAUAUACACAAAACGAGAGGCUCUGUAGGCUUCUUGAGCGCCUCGGAUUCUCGGUAACACGCAAGGACGGAUCAAUGGUUAUCCAAAAGAUUCCGCGGUCUGAACGGACAUCCCAAAACCCCAACGAUUCGUCUGAUCCCGGUUCUUCUAUACGUCGAUCGGUUUCAUUGACCAGCAACCCCCUCGCUGAUAGCGCUGACCUUAGGUUACUAUACUGGAUGAACGCGGAGGACUCGAAUACGGAAGAUGAGCAAUACCAGGCUUUCAUGGCCGGCCCGGGCAACUUUGACAUUGAUGCCUUUUCUGAAGCCAUGUAUCGUCGGUUUAAAGAUGUUGAGCAUACUGCUCGUAAGAUGACGCGAGACGCUCGGAAUUAUCGAGAACGAGCUCACGAUGCCGCUAAGGAAGCUCGUGACAAGAUUGCCUUCAGACAUUUUAAAGAAGGCGACCUAGCCUUGUUCCUCCCCACCCGUAAUCAGACGACAGGUGCCUGGGCUGCAUUUAACGUUGGAUGCCCUCACUUCUUCUUACGGGAGCAAGAGGGACAUCGCUUGCGCAGUCGCGAAUGGCUUGUAGCCCGCAUAACUCGUAUUCAAGAGCGGGUGGUGGACUUGUCUAAGAAUCUACAGUCUACCGCUGCUCUUCCAUUAGAGGGAGAAACUGACUCUGUGAAUACUGGCGAUGAAAAUGACAAUCCGUUUGAUUUAUCCGAUGGCCUACGCUGGUGGCUCAUUGAUGCACACGAAGAUAAACCAGGCGCCCCAUCUACACCGGGGCUUGGAAAAUCCACCGUGGCUGCGAAUAACGUUGCAGCUAUCGCAGAUAUGCACGCACAUGGACGUUCGAGCAAGGGUAAAUCGAAAUUGGGGCCCAACGGUGGAAUCGAGGGUGUUAGUAGAACCCUUAGCAAGAGUCUCGAGAGUAGGCGUAGCAGUUCAGGCUCUAAGAAAGCCCUGCCCCUUGCUGGAGUUGCCGCCGCGAAAGGCAGUGCGCUAGCUAGCGAGACAAACAGCAUCACGAGCCCAACUGUUGGACAAGGGAGCGCAGGACCAAGUGGAACGCAGCAAGAACCAACAGGGGACAAGCAAAGCGCCGCGGAUAAGAGCGAGGAAAGCGAGCGCCGCCGAAUAGAUGACAACGCCAGUGCGCAGCAGUCUCAAAAGCAGAGGCUUCGGUGUCAGCUGAGAAUACGAUCACAACACCCGCAGCAGCAGCAGCAGCAGCAGCGACCACAACAUUCCCAACUCCGCAGAGAAGUGAGCGCUGCGUCUAUCGAAAGCCCGAGCCCGACUAGAAGGAGUAUUGUAUGGGAUUCACUAUGGAAUUUGGAUGUCAGUUAUCCUGGCAGGUGAUCAGGAUUGGUCAAACUUUUGGCCAUAACCCCCACGAUACCACCUCUACGUAUCACGAAAGUUUUGUGGCUGUCGAGUUGGGAGGAAAAUCAUCAUUGUUAUACAGGACGAAUGGCAUAACAGGCCGAUGUUCCCCUGUCAUAUUUUCAUUGGGCACAGCGCUGGCGUAAAGGGGUCUCCCGUUUCCUCGUGUUUUUUGGUUUGCUUUUGGACCCCUAAUAGAUGUCUGGACUAGCUAGUCCACUCGGUUAUUACAUUUGCUUUUUGGUGAAGAGGGACUAAGUUGUCUGCUGCAUAUGGGAGAUGGAAGGAAUGGAAAAUAAUGCCCACUCCAUGGCUUAAUCACCUAACGCCUACUACCUCAGUCUACGUCCUC